Messenger RNA from Pochonia chlamydosporia 170, 2037 nucleotides. RefSeq lists its product as hypothetical. NCBI's taxonomy places the organism in Eukaryota, Fungi, Ascomycota, Sordariomycetes, Hypocreales, Clavicipitaceae. The coding region runs from base 1 to 2037 and encodes 678 amino acids. The transcript is spliced from 4 exons. The record is from RefSeq and is a predicted model, not a curated record.
AUGCGGAUCACUUUGCUCGCUACACUGCUGCUCUUGUCGACCUUGGCUUGCUGUCGACGACAUACAAGAUCAUCCGCGCCAACUUGUGUUUCAGACUGUCAAAAAUCACUUGCUGAGCAUGGCUUGCUUGCCGACGACAUGAAGGGUGCAUAUUUUCAGUGUUUGAUCAAUAUCUGCAGCGCCAAAUCCUAUGGUCGGGCCCUGGCAUACUCCGUUUCUGCUUGCUGUGAUGCUGGCACCAACAUUAUUCCGCUGUAUCCUAUCGAAGUUCGCCAGUCCCAAGGACAUAAACGAAGUCUGCAAUCCGAGCCGUCAGACAGUACACGCAGCAGAAGCAAAUUUACACCAGUCAAUCUAGAUUUCGACCUAUCUCGCGAUUUUGCUGUUGUGUUAUCCUGCAAUACCGGGCAAGAUGGUGUGGUUACUAUGUCUCUCGCAGCGCCCCAACCCACAACUCCUUCUCCAUCCAUGGACAAAAAUGAGGAAUUUUUCCUCGUAAAUGAGACCCCUACCACGGUUGCUUCCGCCAUAAGGGCCACAAAGUCUGACAAGGCUGUUCUUAUGGAUGCUUCUCGAGGAACUGGAAGUGACAUCACGACAGAUUGCGGAUCUUUGAAUGGAGAUCAACGCACAUCUUCUGGGCAAACAACCAUGUCUACAGCAUUUACUACUCCGACCCAAACUACUCCUUGCAAUUCAAAUGGAUAUGCCUUUGGUAGCAGCUCACCUUCCUCAACAGACCAUGGUUUUGGUCAGACCUCAUCUACAACUGGCCGAAUGAAUUCAGCCGCUCCAUGCACAUCUUCAUAUGCCACAAGAUCCGAGAAUAGCCAAGGAUCACCACGACCGACAUCUUGGUCAGAGUCAGGUUUUGGGACUUCGGGGAGUUUGACCUCAAGCUGCACUUCGUCCACAUCUCAGGCUGACAGAGCAUCCAACAGCUGGCGCUCAUCAGACCCGAAUUCUCCUACAGCCGACUGUUCUGACGGAGUCGAUCGUUCUUCCAUAGCUGCAGGAUCUCGGACUUCGACAUACGGAUCCCAGACAUUUGACAGUAAUUCGUGGUCCACGACCAGGGUUUCAGAUACAGAGACUCCUUGCUCAUCUGACUUAUCAAGCCUCAAUGGAGUUUCCUUUCAGAGCUCCAGGGCUACGUCGACUUCAAGCCGUUUCAGUUCGGCGUCUACGUCUUGUACUGAUAGCAGUCGAGCUUCAAGCGCAACCUCCGCGAACCCUGAUUCUACCCCCUGCUCCUCUGUGGCAGGCUCUGGCACAUCGCGCCGUCAGCCCGAAACGGCUUCUAUUUCCAACUCAUUGUCUAGUACUUCUAGCUACACAUUCACUACAUCUACGAGCUCUGAAGGCGGUUUUGCUGCUAGCCCAGCUGCCUACACUUUUGCAUCUCCUUCUUUGCCUCCUGCAUACAUUCCGCCAUUGGAGGAAUAUGGUUAUGGAACUCCACCACCUGUAUAUGGAUUUCCUACUCAAACGAAUGGCGUUGAUGGUUCUUGGUCAUCAAUGUCCACUUACACAAGCUCUGCACCCACUCGAGAAUCCAACUCCGCGUCGGGACGACAAAAUUCAGGUCCAGCUAUAUACGAUACUAGCACCGGGGCGCCGACACAAAUGGCACAAGUUGCUCCAGUUCAUGCGACAAACCCAGUCCCGGAGGCAACACCAUUGAAGGAUACCUCCGAAACAGUCAAGGUCACCCUUAUUUCCUCAGUUGAAGGAGAGGGUAUGCGGACAACAAUCCUGACAGUACACCAGGCUCAAGCAUCUUCACUUGCGAUCCCCUCGGCUAUUGUCUUAAACAAUCCUGCUGACACCAGGAAAAAUUCAAGUACAGCUAGUGGAAACUCGGAGUCCGGCGGGCAGGAUUCUGGAUCAGUCGGUGACAUUGGUGAUUCUCCUGGUGUGGAUCACGAGAUGUCAAUGCCCGUAUUUGUUGGAGCCUCAUCAACGACUGAGCCGAGCCUGUGUGCCGUUGUGGGCACUGUUUUACUUGCAGCCGGCUUUGCCAUAUGCACUUUGUAA